Saprolegnia parasitica CBS 223.65 is the source of this 1083-nucleotide messenger RNA. RefSeq lists its product as hypothetical. The coding region runs from base 50 to 1036 and encodes 328 amino acids. The transcript has 6 exons. Gene Ontology annotation, molecular function: ubiquitin-protein transferase activity. Gene Ontology annotation, biological process: protein autoubiquitination. Lineage: Eukaryota; Oomycota; Saprolegniomycetes; Saprolegniales; Saprolegniaceae. The record is from RefSeq and is a predicted model, not a curated record.
AGAAGGCUCAGUUCGGAACCGAGUAACAGAUCCGCCGGAAGGAACGAAGAUGGGCCAGCGGCCGUCGACCGAGGAAGCGCGCAUGGCCGACCGCGUAUCUGGCAUGAUGCGCACGUACAUGGACCUUGGCACACACAUUGAAGAUGCCAAUCGAUGGGCCACGCUCUGCCCGACGCCCAAGACGUGCCAGCUGCGCUUUCGCCUCGUGCUCAACGAACGCAUUGCACCCGACGUCAUGCCCUACGUCUGGAAGGUCAAAGGCAAUGUCAUGGUUGAAGCGCGCAAGAUUCGCCGCCUUCCCGAGCACGAUCCGCCCCGCGAUAUCAACACAUGGGAGGCCCUCGAGUCCAUAGAGCACACGAUUGGCACGCCCAAGCUUCUGACAAUCCAGCAGUUUUACUAUGUGCUCUGCUUCCUGUCGGAUGUCAACGACUGCGCCGUCCAUACGCUGACGAUCCCGACCGACACCGAGAAGGAGGCCAAGGACUUUGACGACUUCGAGUGCCAGAUCUGCAUGGACAAGCAGAAGGAGGUUGUCUUGCCGUGCAGUCACAGUUUUUGCUUGCGGUGUUUUCAGACCUGGAGCACGCAAAACCAGACGUGCCCGAUCUGCCGGUCGCGCAUCUACUGCGCCGAGGGCGAAGAGCUCUGGCACCUCACCUCGAACGACAUUCGCGACAUCGCCUCGUACGCCAAGGACCUCAUUUCGCGUAUUUAUGAAUUCCUCGACAAGCAAGACGUGAGCCACGUCUCGCACGACAAGCUCAUCUCGUCCGCGGCCACUUACAACGCCUGGCGCAUUGCGACGCUCGAGACGCGGCUCGACGAGGAGCCGCAAGGCGACGACCACAGCCGGUCGUCGUCGUUCUCACUGCCGCCGACGACGCCGUCGCUCGACUCGGACUACAUUUUUGCCCUUGCGCUCGCAGCGGGCGAAGACCAGGAGCGUGCGCUGGCGGCCUGUGGCCGCGAACAGGGCUACUUCCCCACCCUCAACAUCAUGUCUUCGUCGUCGUCGUCCUUGCCAGAGUUUUAGUCGUCCUCGACGUUGUAAUAUAAUAAUAUCAGCACAUCCCACGCCUC